AACUUUGGGUCUUUAUGGUAUGGGAGGAGUAGGCAAAACCACACUCUUAGCUCGUAUCAAUAACAAAUUUCUUGAAGUGAUGAAUGAAGUUGAUGUUGUGAUAUGAGUUGUGGUUUCUAAAGAUUUGCAAAUUGAGGGCAUUCAAAAACAGAUCUUGGGAAGACUACGUCUUGACAAGGAAUGGAAACAAGAAACAGAAAAGGAAAAAGCAUCUCGGAUAUACGAUAUCCUUAACAGAAGAAGAUUUGUGCUGUUAUUAGAUGAUCUAUGGGGGGAGGUAGAUUUGAACAAGAUAGGAGUUCCACCUUUAACUCAAGAAACCAGAUCUAGAAUAGUUCUCACAACUCGUUCUAAAGAAGUUUGCAAAGACAUGGAAGUCGAUGAUGAGUUGGAAGUUGUUUGUUUAUCACCCGAUGAAGCGUGGGAACUGUUUCAGAAGAAAGUUGGAGAAACUCCAUUAAAGAGCCAUCAAGAUAUUCCCACACUUGCAAGAAAAGUUGCUGAGAAAUGUUGUGGUUUGCCACUUGCACUCAAUGAUUGUGGAGCAAACAACCAAGGUCAUGAUAUAAUUGGUUCGUUACUUCGCACACAUUUUAUUGAUGGAAUGUGAACUCACAAGUGAAAAUGCAUGAUGUGAUACGCGAGAUGGCUCUUUGGAUAGUGUGUAACUUCAGAAACCAAAAAGAAUCAGAAAGUUGUGUGAAGCCUGGUGCGCAGUUAUGCGAUAUACCCAAGGACAUCAAUUGGGAAAGUGUGAGAAGAGUGUCUUUAAUGAGUAAUCAAACUGCAGAGAUAUCUUGCAGCUUCUACUGCCACAAUCUUUCGACUCUAUUACUUAGGAAAAACAAGUUGGUGGAUAUUUCAGGUGAAAUCUUUCGGUUUAUGCCAGCACUUGUGGUCUUAGAUCAAAAUUUAAAAACCCAAUUGGCCAUGUGAGACCGGUCUGAUCCGGUUUAACAAUAUUUGAUUUUGACGGUUGGACCUCUAUAACUCAUUGCUACCGUUGCUAUUUGCUCUCGCUAGUCGCGCUAUGUAUAUAUAUACCGUUGCUGAGUUUCGAUUUCAAAGCUCAUGAAACGCAUCAAUGUCGAUCUCCGUCUUCUCCAUUUACCAAAAUUCAGAAAAUUUCAAUCACGAAAACUAUCUUCGUCCCGACCCAAAUUGGAACUCGAACAGGAAUCACCACAUGAGACAGCCUUCCUGCUUGGUCAUGUACUUGACUCUUACCCAGAUAUUAGAACACUUAGAACGGUCCACUCCAGAAUAGUUCUUGAUGGUCUACGCUGCAAUUCGUCUUUGGGUGUUAAACUUAUGAGAGCUUAUGCUUCUCUAAAAGAUGUGGCAUCAGCACGCAAGGUGUUCGAGGAUAUUCCUGAGAGAAAUGUGAUUAUCAUUAACGUUAUGAUAAGAAGCUAUGUGAAUAACGGGUUUUAUCGUGAAGGUAUUCAAGUUUUUGGGACGAUGUGUGGAUGUAAUGUUAGACCUGAUCAUUAUACCUUCCCAUGUGUUCUAAAGGCGUGUUCUUGCUCUGGUAAUAUUGUCAUUGGUAAGAAGAUUCAUGGGUCUGCUACGAGAGUUGGGCUCUCUUCGACUUUGUUUGUUGGGAAUGGUUUAGUUUCUAUGUAUGGAAAGUGUGGAUUUUUAGCUGAAGCACGGCUUGUACUUGAUGAGAUGGCAAGAAGAGAUGUGGUCUCUUGGAACUCGUUAGUUGUUGGGUAUGCGCAAAAUCAGAGAUUUGAUGAUGCUUUGGAAGUUUGUAGGGAAAUGGAAUCUGUGAAGGUAAGCCACGAUGCUGGCACGAUGGCUAGUCUGUUACCAGCAGUUAGCAACACAACAACUGAAAACGUUAUGUAUGUUAAAGAUAUGUUUUUUAAAAUGGGGAAAAAGAGUUUGGUUUCGUGGAAUGUGAUGAUCGGUGUGUAUAUGAAAAACGCGAUGCCUGUUGAAGCCGUGGAGUUGUAUUCUCGAAUGGAGGCUGAUGGGUUCGAACCUGAUGCAGUUUCAAUCACAAGUGUAUUACCUGCCUGUGGAGAUACAUCUGCUCUAUCUCUUGGUAAGAAAAUCCAUGGAUACAUUGAGAGAAAGAAGCUGAUACCGAAUCUGUUGUUAGAGAACGCACUGAUCGAUAUGUAUGCGAAAUGCGGAUGUUUAGACAGAGCGAGAGAUGUGUUUGAGAACAUGAAGUCACGUGAUGUUGUGUCUUGGACUGCUAUGAUUUCAGCUUAUGGAUUCAGCGGAAGAGGCAGUGACGCAGUGGCAUUGUUCUCGAAAAUGCAAGAUUCGGGUCUUGUACCUGAUUCAAUUGCGUUUGUGACAACGCUUGCUGCUUGUAGCCAUGCAGGGUUACUAGAAGAAGGUAGGAAUUAUUUCAAACUCAUGACAGAUCAUUACAAGAUCACUCCUAGGUUAGAGCAUUUGGCAUGUAUGGUGGAUCUUCUUGGCCGAGCCGGAAAAGUGAAAGAAGCUUACAGAUUCAUACAAGAAAUGUCAAUGGAACCGAAUGAGAGAGUCUGGGGAGCGCUAUUAGGGGCGUGCAGGGUGCAUUCUGAUACAGAAAUCGGUCUACUAGCAGCUGAUAAACUGUUCCAGUUAGCACCCGAGCAAUCAGGUUACUAUGUAUUGCUUUCUAACAUAUAUGCAAAGGCUGGAAGAUGGGAAGAAGUGACAAACAUCAGACAUAUAAUGAAGAGCAAAGGAUUAAAGAAAAAUCCCGGAUCAAGCAAUGUUGAGGUCAAUGGAGAAAUUCAUACAUUCUUAGUAGGGGACAGGUCACACCCGCAGUCCGGUGAGAUUUACAGAGAGCUGGAUGUUCUUGUAAAGAAAAUGAAAGAGUUAGGUUAUGUUCCAGAUUCAGAAUCUGCACUUCACGAUGUAGAAGAAGAAGAUAAAGAGACGCAUUUAGCUGUUCACAGCGAGAAAUUAGCCAUUGUGUUUGCUCUGAUAAACACAGUGGAAGAAGACAGUAAUAACACAAUAAGAAUAACGAAGAAUCUUAGGAUUUGUGGAGAUUGUCAUGUUGCAGCGAAGCUUAUCUCACAGAUAACUUCUCGGGAGAUCAUCAUCAGAGACACUAACAGAUUCCAUGUGUUCCGGUUUGGUGUUUGCUCUUGUGGUGACUAUUGGUGACUUAAAACUAAAUCUCAAAUAAAACAUUACAAAUAAAACGCAGCGUUUUGAUGAUACUGGAAGUUACACUUUUUAAGACAA
Capsella rubella is the source of this 3207-nucleotide messenger RNA. Its product is annotated as putative pentatricopeptide repeat-containing protein At3g49142. Bases 1072 to 3126 code for a protein of 684 amino acids. The record is from RefSeq and is a predicted model, not a curated record. The transcript has a single exon. Lineage: Eukaryota; Viridiplantae; Streptophyta; Magnoliopsida; Brassicales; Brassicaceae. Gene Ontology annotation, molecular function: protein binding; zinc ion binding; RNA binding. Gene Ontology annotation, biological process: RNA modification.